CGGAGGCGGAGGAGGGGGAGGAGCUCCGGGCGGCGGCCACGCGGCCUGCUCCGACCUGCGGGGCCCGCGGCCGCAUGGCGUCUGCCUCCGCCGCGGCCCUUUCGGGCGGGGGGGCCCGGAACCUGCUCCGGUUCCUGCGGCUGGUGGGGCAGCUCAAGAGAGUCCCACGGACUGGCUGGGUAUACAGAAAUGUUGAGAAGCCAGAGAGCGUGUCAGAUCACAUGUACAGGAUGGCAGUUAUGGCUCUGGUGACCAAAGAUGAGCAUCUUAACAAAGACAGAUGUGUGCGCCUAGCCCUCGUUCAUGAUAUGGCCGAAUGCAUCGUUGGGGACAUAGCGCCAGCAGAUAACGUCCCCAAAGAAGAAAAACAUAGGCGAGAAGAGGAAGCCAUGAAGCAGCUGACCCAGCUCCUCCCAGAGGAUCUCAGGAAGGAACUUUAUGAACUUUGGGAAGAGUAUGAGAGCCAGUCAAGUGCAGAAGCCAGGUUUGUGAAGCAGCUGGACCAAUGUGAGAUGAUUCUGCAGGCAUCCGAGUAUGAAGACCUGGAGGACAGACCCGGGAGGCUGCAGGAUUUCUAUGAUUCCACAGCAGGAAAAUUCAGUCACCCUGAGAUAGUCCAACUUGUUUCUGAACUUGAGGCAGAAAGAAACGCCAAGAUAGCUGCUGCCCCUGGCACGCCGACCUCCUGACAUGUCCUCUCUCCUGCUGCACUCCUGUGACAGACAUCGUAGUUUUCAUUUUCGUGGCAUUGUGUUUAGCCGCUGUUGCCGUGUGGAUCUCCCAGAUGUGAGUCUAUUUUCCGUUGCCCGGACUCCAGUAAGAAACAUGUGAUGCAGCCCGGAUAAUAAAAGAAGCUGGGAAAGAGUGUGGUCCUGAAAAUGUCCUGAAAAGGCUGGAGGCCGUGGGGGGAAGCUUUGUAUGCACUAAAUAAAUAUUUAAAACCUUAA
Mustela erminea (ermine) is the source of this 947-nucleotide messenger RNA. It is a transcript of the gene HDDC2, whose product is annotated as HD domain containing 2. Gene Ontology annotation, molecular function: 5'-deoxynucleotidase activity. Lineage: Eukaryota; Metazoa; Chordata; Mammalia; Carnivora; Mustelidae. Gene Ontology annotation, cellular component: cytoplasm. Bases 75 to 689 code for a protein of 204 amino acids. The transcript is spliced from 6 exons. The record is from RefSeq and is a predicted model, not a curated record.